UAAGCGCUAACCCACCCCUCCAUCAGACAUAACACUAUCUAAAGUAAAGCCAAUGUCAGCCACGAGUGUGUAGUGAGUGUUGACUCACAUAGACUUCAAACCAUAAACAAGUGAAUGAAUACACAAAUCAAUAUUGAAUUGAAUCGUAAACACAGUUCUCGUAAUCAUAUGAUUUAGUAAACUGUUGUCAACUCAAAGACAUUGUAAUAAUUGUGAGCUAAUUGUGAUUAUAAUAAACGCACGGUUAUAAUGACGGCAAUGGAUAACAACCCUAUGAGACGGCUUUCGGCCACCGGUGACUCGCUGUACAUCAUAUUAGGCGUUCCCAAGACGGCCACCGGCGAUGACAUCAAGAAGAGUUACCGUCGAUUAGCCCUGCGGUUCCACCCGGACAAGAACCCGGAUAACUUAGAGUCGGCCGAGAAGUUCAAAGACAUCAAUAGAGCGCAUAGUAUACUGUCGGACGUAACGAAGCGCAACAUAUACGACAACUACGGCUCUCUCGGGCUCUACAUCGCCGAGCAGUUCGGCGAAGAGAAUGUGAACACGUAUUUCGUUUUGACGAGCGGUUGGUGUAAAGGCAUAUUCCUGUGCACUGCGAUCGUCACGUGUUGCUACUGUUGCUGUUGUCUGUGCUGUUGCUUCAACUUCUGUUGCGGCAAAUGUCGACCAAAACAUCCCGAAGAAGACUACGUCCCCGAUCUGGACGGCGAAGAGGACGACACCUCUAACUUAAAAAAGAAUGAAUGGGGAGAGGAGACGACAGAGCAAACCAACGUCAGCCAACCCAUCACUAGUCAACCGCAAGCGCCAGCGGCAGCCGACCCCUGGGCCGACAAGCAGUCAAUUCCAAUAGCGAUGCCGGCGCCCGGAUCGGGAGGCGAUCCCUGGGCCGCCACUGAGACCACCGGACUCCGUGAUACUCAUCACUCGACUUAUAUGAGUUCUUAGGGUUCGCCUAAUUAUGUAUUUAAUUACUAUUCCAUUAACAAAUCGUCAAAAUUAGCCUAAAAUAUGGUUUCAUAUGACCUGUCAUUAUAAGAGAGAGUGAGUGUGUGGUUGGCAUCCGAUCAGAGGUGUGAACCGAUUAUUGCAAUGAUUGUCGAUUGAAUUGAAAAUCUUAUGUAAAUCUUAAUUAUAGUUAAUUUUUGAAUUCAUAUAAUGAGUUCGGUUUUUAUAAUAAAUGAAAAGUGAUUUUAUGUUUUAUCCGACAUUUUUAGGGCUAAUUCUGGAGAAAUCUAAUAUUAAAAUAUCAAUAAUUGGAACAAUUGUUUUAAAAAAGUGUAUUAUUUUUUAGUUACUUAUUAAAUUAUUUAAUUUAA
Molecule: messenger RNA, 1322 nt
Organism: Oppiella nova
Lineage: Eukaryota; Metazoa; Arthropoda; Arachnida; Sarcoptiformes; Oppiidae
Source: the annotation of a GenBank genome assembly